Musa acuminata subsp. malaccensis (wild Malaysian banana) is the source of this 1578-nucleotide messenger RNA. The record is from RefSeq and is a predicted model, not a curated record. Lineage: Eukaryota; Viridiplantae; Streptophyta; Magnoliopsida; Zingiberales; Musaceae.
AUGAAGUUGGCGGUGGAGGUCGUUCGAGCCCACCGCCUGAAGCCCAUAGGCAGGCAUGGCACGACGAACCCCUUCGUCGAAGUGGAGUUCGAUGGACAGAGACGCCGCACCGCGACCAAACUCAACGACCUCAACCCCUCGUGGAACGAGACCCUCGUCUUCGACGUCUCCGACCCUCUUGAUCUCCCCGACCGCACCAUCGACGUCUCCGUCUUCCACGAGCUCUUAUCCUCUUCCGUGGACCACCGCCGUCGCCGUCGCAGCUUCCUCGGCCGCGUUUGCCUCCUUGGAUCCUCCGUGGCGUCCUCGCGCCUCGACGCCGCCCUCCAGCUCUGCCCCCUCGACAAACGCAGCCUCUUCUUCAACGUCCGUGCCGUCUUCAACAACGGCCACGUCGACGGCAACAACGACGCCGCCAAAGACGAUCCCCUCGGAAAGAUCCGAAUCCGGCUCUCGACGCUGGAGAUUGACCGUGUCUACACUCACUUCUAUCCUUUGCUAGCGGUGCAUCCUUCCGGGUUGAAGAAGACCGGCGAGCUGCAUCUGGGCCUCCGAUUCACAUGCACGUCGUGGCUGAACAUGUUCUUCUUGUACGUCAAGCCUCUGUAUCCCAAGAUGCACUACAUGCAGCCCAUCCCGUUCAAGCAGAUGCAGUACCUCCGCUACCAGGCGAAGCAGACAGUGGCAGCGAAGCUGGCCCGGGCUGAGCCGCCGCUGGGGAGAGAUGUGGUCGCAUAUAUCCUCGACGAUGCUUCCAACACGUUCAGCCUGAGGAAGGGCAAGACCAAUUGGCAUCGGAUCAGGAUGCUGUUCUCCGACGUCCAGGCCUACCUGCAAUGGUUCGACGCUGUCCGGAGUUGGACCAGGCCGGCGGUGACCACUCUCGUCCUCCUGCUCUUCUGCGUCGUUGCCUGGACGCCGUCCCUGAUCCUUCCCUCCGUAUUCCUCCACCUGUUCAUCGUGGGCGCCUGGAAUUCCCGGCGUCGCCCGCGCCACCCGCCGCACUUGGACACGAAUCUGUCGUUCGCCGAGUCGGCCGUCCCAGACGAGCUCGACGAGGAGCUAGAUAGUUACCCGUCGACGAGGACGAACGAGAUGGUCAUGAGCAGGUACGACCGGCUGAGGGUGGUCGCCAGUAGGGUGCAGUCGGUGGUGGCAGAUCUGGCCAACCACGCGGAGAGGAUACAGGCCUUGCUGAGCUGGAGGGAUCCCCGGGCGACGGCCAUCUUCGUAGUAUUUGCCAUCAGAAUGGCUGCAGUCUUCUAUUUCCUGCCGUUCCAGUUGGUGGUGAUGCUCCUGGGGCUGUACUUCAUGCGCCACCCCAAGUUCCGGAGCAAGAGGCCCUCGACGGCCUAUAACUUCUUCCGGAGGCUGCCGAGCAACGCCGAUACAUUUCUGUAAACAAAUCGCAUGUGGAAACACACGCAAUGGUGUGCGCUCGUCAUAGCAAUCAGUGUUGUUUUGUACUGGGGAAGACGAAGAAAGUGUCCGAAGGCUGUACGUGUUCUGGUAAUGUCAUCCUCUCUUUUCAUGUGAAAUAACACCAAUUCAUCAUCAUGUGGUCGAUGACCGCUCAAA